UGGACCGGCGCCGUACGACAAGGUCAGUGUCGGUAUCUUUUGGGUCUGAAUGCACGAGCGGGCUUACAGCUCACUGUGCAGGCAGUACAAGUCAUCGUCGUGUUUGGACGCACGGGGAUGGGCGUCAGCUCUCUUGUAAACCUCAUUCUCGGGCGAGAAGAAGCACCCUAUCAUAGCGACAUUCAUCCGUGCACGCUCGAGCCGACUUUUUACAGAACGGAAAUUGACGGGCAGGAAUUCGAAGUGUAUGACUUUCCUGGGUUCAGAAAGGGGUUUUCCCCAGCAAAACUUAUCGGGAGACUGCAUCGCGAGCGUGGGAUUGACCUGGUCAUCAACUGCAUCCGACCAAAGGACGGUACUGUGAAGGGGUACUACAACGCCGUCCGAUCAGCCGUACCCGACAGAGUGCCUAUAGUAGCGGUUGUGACGGGCUUGGAAAGACAUGGAGGUGAUAUGGAAAACUGGUGGUUGAGGAACGGAGGGGACCUACUGGGAAAAGGUCUCAAAUUCGUCGACCAUGCAUGCGUAACGACACUCUCGCCUGAAGACGUGUCCUACAACCUGGACCUGUAUGGGAGGCGAAUCGAAUCUACGAGAGCAGUAAGAGACCUGAUUAUAAGAUGUUGUAAUUGACAAGGGUUCGUUGUGGUAUUUUUAGGUUGUACUCGUGCGUCUUUUUCUUUUCGAUGCCCCUCUUUCGUGUACUACAUUUCGCGUACUAGUUGUAAGUGAUACCCUCCGUAUGCUCCAGGUUUCGGCGCUACCUUGUACUUUUCAUGUGCAUAGCCACUCUCCACAGAAUUAUCUGUAUGGUAUUUGACGGACUCAUGACCGCGGGCGUAGGAUGUUGGCCAUUCACACCAAAACAGGUGUGGAUGGUUUAGUUGCUUCCCGAAGCCAGAAGAAGCGGAAACUGAACAGGUAUAACCAUGCAUUCACCC
Pisolithus orientalis is the source of this 941-nucleotide messenger RNA. RefSeq lists its product as uncharacterized. The coding region runs from base 118 to 633 and encodes 171 amino acids. The record is from RefSeq and is a predicted model, not a curated record. Gene Ontology annotation, molecular function: GTP binding. Lineage: Eukaryota; Fungi; Basidiomycota; Agaricomycetes; Boletales; Pisolithaceae. The transcript has a single exon.